GUAAAACGAGUCAGUUACUGACGGUCGGUGUAGCGCGAAAGGUUGUUGAAUUGCGGUAAAACAAGCGAGUUGGACCAAAACGUACAAGUAAAUAAAUAAAUAUACGCGGUUAUAAACCAACAAAAAAGUUAAGACAAAUUAACAUAGAUAUUCUAAAAAGAGUUAAUAUUUUUUGGUGCAAACGUCUAAAAAAUAACCGUUGAAAAAAGGAAAGAACAAAAAAGUUUACAAACAUUUCUUCGAAAUACUCGCCACAAAAAUCCAUGACACAAUCGUAAAAAACGUCCCCUUCUACCACAGUUUACCAUGACUCGCCAUCACAAAAGUAAUAAAAAUAAUAAAAUGUUCAGAAUAACAACUGCCGCUGCCUAUAUUUUCAUAUUGCAUUUAACCACAUGGAUGCCACAUAUUUCCACAUUGCCACAGGGUGCACCGGAAACGGUAUGUGACACAAUGUUGCCCUUUCAUGCGGGUGGCAUAGCACCGGCCACAACGAAACCACCAUUUCGGAUAGAAACGUCGGCGGGAACCAUUGGUCAGGGACAGACACUGCGUGUCGAUAUUGUUGGUGUGCCAAGCGGUUUGACAUUUGGCGGUUUUAUGAUACAGGCACGCAGCACCAGUCCACCAAAUCAAGUGAUUGGCCAAUUCAAUCUUCCCGAAGAUGGUUUAUCGAAACUCAUGAACUGUGAUAAUUCCGUGGGUAAUUCGGUCACACACACAAAUACAUCGCCAAAACCUGAGAUUAGCUUGGAAUGGCAAUCUCCUGUCGAUUUUGAGGGUGAAAUUAUUUUCAAUUCCACAGUGGCUCAAAGUUACGACACCUUCUGGUUGGGCAUUCCAUCGGCUCCGGUACGUGUGGUGAAACGUGAUAUUGCUCCCGUUGGACCCACAACACCCAGACCAAGUUAUUCACCGACCACUCGGCCACCCUAUGUACCGGAAUAUGUGCCACCAGCACCGGCUGCCACACCCGAUGAUCCUUUCUAUGAUGGCUGUGGCACCAGCAAGAAUUGUUUUGGCAACAAAGAUGGUUGUGUGGACAGUAAAACUUGUGAUUUUGUGGCCGCCAUUAAAGUUCGUGGAAAUAUCUAUGAAUUUGAAUUGAAAUCUCAAGCAAAGGAUGCUGCCUAUGUUGCCCUGGGCUUGUCGGAAGACAAUAAAAUGGGUGAUGAUUUGGUUGUGGAAUGUGUGCCACAAAAUGGCAAAGUUUCCAUGUUCAGUUCCCUGACAUCGGCUCCACCCAAGGGUUAUGGUGUUAGUCGCCAGGGAGUGCCCCAAAACACCGCCCGUUUGGUGGAAAGUUCCGUGGUAAAUGGUGUCAUUUAUUGUAAAGUAGAAAGAGAUCCCCUCACCCAGGUGGGCAACAAAGUUUUCGAUUUAAUAAACAAUAAAUAUUAUUUGUUAUUAGCUGCUGGUACAGGCUUGAAAGAAAAUGGUGUGGGCUAUCACGACAUUGGUCGCAUUCCCUCCGAUAAGGCCAUUAAUUUGGCCGAGCUUGCUGAUUUAGGUGGUGCUUCAAAAUUACUCUUAAGACUGCAUGGCAGCUUCAUGAUUGCUGCCUGGAUUGGUACCACUUCAUUGGGUAUUAUUUUUGCACGCUACUUCAAACAAACCUGGGUGGGCAGUCAAAUGUGUGGCAAGGAUCAAUGGUUUGCUUGGCAUCGUAUUUGCAUGGUUACCACUUGGUCCCUGACAAUGGCUGCUUUUGUCAUUAUUUUCGUGGAGAUUGGCGGCUGGUCCGGUGAACGCAAUCCCCAUGCCAUCCUCGGUUUGGUUACAACAAUUUUGUGUUUCAUCCAACCCAUUGGUGCUUUGUUUAGACCAGCACCCAACUCGAAAAAUCGCCCCUUCUUCAAUUGGGCCCAUUGGUUGGGUGGUAAUUUGGCCCAUUUGCUAGCCAUUGUCACCAUCUUCUUCUCGGUUAAAUUGACCAAGGCUGAAUUGCCUGAAUGGAUGGAUUGGAUUUUGGUUGCCUAUGUGGCAUUCCAUGUUGUGGUGCAUUUAAUAUUUUCCAUUUUCUUGUGUAUACAGAUUUCAGGCUGUUCCUCGGAUAGACAGCAGGCAAAGCGAGUCAAUGAUUUCCAAAUGGGUAAUAUGGGUCACCAUCAUCAUGGCAUGCGCAACAAUAUGAAGAAUGAAAGGAAAAUGGAUGCACCGUUUGCUGGUUUCCGAAAAGGUCUGUUGGCUGUUUAUAUUGUGGUCAUCCUGCUCUUUGUCGUAGCUUUAAUUGUAAUUGUGGCCUUGGCUCCAAUUCAAGAUACAUUCGAGCAGCUGCAGAGGAAACUUAACUGAAUCUAUACAACCCUCCCUCCCUCCUCCGCUCAAAUACACAAAUUGUAAUAGCAUAUCUAAAAAUGUAAUAAUGGCUCAAAUUGUUUUUUUUUUAAUUAUCCGUUAUUGUCGUCUAACAUUGUGGAGCCCAAAACCGUACUGAGUUGUAUAUUACCGGCAUUACUGUUGCAUCUUUGAAAAAGUGAACAGUACAUCGUCGAAGCUAAUCUCUAUUUGGGCUUCAUCCUGUUUUCCGUUUAUUGUACUUAUUCCCUGUUUUAAUCGCCACCAAGUGCUACUUCUGCUACUCAUUUGCUACUUUUUCGUCUUUUUUGUUUGUAUUUUAAGGCUAUUUUUUAAUGUAUGUAUAUUUUUUGUUAUAUUUUUUUGUAUACAAACAAAUUUAUGUACAAUUUUUGUAUUUUUUUUUUAUUUAAAGUAAG
Musca domestica (house fly) is the source of this 2717-nucleotide messenger RNA. RefSeq names its product putative ferric-chelate reductase 1 homolog. The coding region runs from base 307 to 2295 and encodes 662 amino acids. The record is from RefSeq and is a predicted model, not a curated record. The transcript has 12 exons. Gene Ontology annotation, molecular function: oxidoreductase activity, acting on metal ions. NCBI's taxonomy places the organism in Eukaryota, Metazoa, Arthropoda, Insecta, Diptera, Muscidae.